AUGGUGGAUGUAACUGUAGAUAAAGCAGAGGUAGAUCUAAUUAAUGUUGAUGGUUUUGAAAAGUUGAUAACUGAGUUGACCAUCGAAGACAUAUGGAGAUUGGUGUUUGAUACGAAAUCUCAAGUUUGUGAAUUUUAUGCCAAAUAUGCCAAGUGCUAUGGAUUUGUGUCCCAAAAAUACUUGAAGAUGGUGGAUGUUAAUGGCAACAUUAAUACAAGACAAUUGGUUUGCAAUAAAGUAGGAGAAAGACAUUGGAAGCACCUUAAAAGGGACAAUCGGCAAAGGGAGCAUAGGAUAAUUACUCGUGUCAACUGCAAGGCUAGGAUUCGUUUCAUUCGUCACUAUAGAACGGGUGGAUACGAUAAAGUGGGUUUUACUUGCAAAGACCUACAUAACCACAUUAGUAAGACUAGGCGUGGCAAAGUGAAAGACGGUGAUGCAUUUGCUGCGUUGGCCUAUCUGUUGUCCAAGAUAGACAGUGACCCGUUAUUUCUAGGAAAGUUCACCUUAAAAGAUGGUAGAUUGGAUAAUUUGAUGUGGGCUGAUGGAGCAAGCAUUGUUGAUUACAAAUAUUUUGGUGAUGUACUCGCUUUUGACACCACUUACAAGAAAAAUAUCUACAACAAGCCCUUAGUUAUAUUUUCAGGGACCAACCACCAUGGCUAA
Messenger RNA from Arachis duranensis, 666 nucleotides. Its product is annotated as protein FAR1-RELATED SEQUENCE 7-like. The record is from RefSeq and is a predicted model, not a curated record. Bases 1 to 666 code for a protein of 221 amino acids. Gene Ontology annotation, biological process: regulation of DNA-templated transcription. The transcript has 2 exons. NCBI's taxonomy places the organism in Eukaryota, Viridiplantae, Streptophyta, Magnoliopsida, Fabales, Fabaceae.